Prosopis cineraria is the source of this 776-nucleotide messenger RNA. RefSeq lists its product as uncharacterized. The transcript is spliced from 4 exons. NCBI's taxonomy places the organism in Eukaryota, Viridiplantae, Streptophyta, Magnoliopsida, Fabales, Fabaceae. Bases 34 to 606 code for a protein of 190 amino acids. The record is from RefSeq and is a predicted model, not a curated record.
UACACAAAGAGAUAGAGAUCCAUAAAUAUAGAGAUGUGUGUGCAAUACUUCAUUUACAUGUAUGUGUUCCGAGUUCAUCAUCUGGGAAUUGGCAUGAUGAGACGGUGGAUCUUAGGCUUAGCUAUUGUAUGCGUCUGCAUUUUCUGGAGAAGCUUUGGGAUUAAUGGUGAUGAAUAUGAGCCUCAAACACAGACAGGUGGUGCUGAUCCAGCUCAAAUUGUCGCCAGAGCAUUGCUCUGUUUCAACGAUAAAUAUUUUCAGAUAUACAAGAGCUGCGAAGAAUCAUGGAGAUUGAACGAAGCUGGCAACCUGAAGGUGCCAAAAGAUAAAACUGAAGAAUUCUGUGAAGGCCCAUGUCUUUCGGAGACAUACCUGGUCCUUUCAUGCAUCGACGACAUUUUCAUCAACUUCGUCUUUUACAACAGAGCAACCAUUCAGGACAUUAAGGAUACUGUUCAGGCUGGUUGUGGCUAUGGUCCCCAAAGAGGAAAUUUUGAUGUAGAGAAACAAAUCCAGGCUGAAGAAAACAGAGCAGAGAAGGCUUCCAGCCAUGUUCUGUUAUUGGGGCUUGCCUUCCUCAUCAUGGGACGUGGCCUCUUCCUCUAAAUAUUAAUAUAUUUUCACACACACACACAGAGAGUAGUAUAGUACUAUAUUAUAAUUUUCUUCAAUUUUAUAAGUAAUAUAACUUAUAUAUGCUUCUUGUAUAAGUUACUUGUAUUACAUCGUUACCAAUAUAAAUAAAUAAUAAUAAUAAUAAUAAAAAUGGAAAUUCA